AUGGUUGCCAACUCGACAUUGUUGAAAGAGCCAUCUGAGUACCAACAAAGUCGUGCGCGGCUGCGUCGCGCGAUUUGCCGGGCCAUCUUCUGGCUCAUCCUCAAUCUCUUUUUUCUAGCAGGGCAUAUCUACAUCCUGUACGGCAUCUACUGCAGAUACCAGAGUUGGAACCAAUUGAGCAGUUCCGACAAGCGGUGGAUUUUCCAGCCGUUCUUUACAUCGACUAUAGUGCUUCUCUAUCUCGCAAGCGCCAUUUUCGAUGUGAUGGAUAUCAGAGAGAAAAUAUUACGUCAAGCUUCAGCAGAACACUCGUAG
This is a messenger RNA of Colletotrichum siamense, 315 nucleotides long. RefSeq lists its product as uncharacterized. Bases 1 to 315 code for a protein of 104 amino acids. Lineage: Eukaryota; Fungi; Ascomycota; Sordariomycetes; Glomerellales; Glomerellaceae. The transcript has 2 exons. The record is from RefSeq and is a predicted model, not a curated record.